AUCCAAAACUAGUUAUUCCUUGCAUCAACCUUUCCACCUGGGACGAGACUUCUGCAAAUACCCGCAAACCGUUGGCAAAUCGCUCAGUCGCUGGCGUUGAUCGCGCUGGCGACUGUCAGGGGUACAGGCAUCAGAUCCCCGCAUCGAAGCCUCGGCAUCUCUGAGAAUUUGAUAUUGGACAACCACAUCACCAUUCCCCUAGAAAGAGCACACAUCUUGAUCUGAGUCAAUUGAAGAUCUCAUUAUUUUGAUAAAAAGCCACACAAUAUGUCCAUUCCCGUCGCCACGCUCAAAGAUUCGCACUCUCCGCCAACCAAAGACUACCCAGCAUUUGGCUGUCCCACACCAUAUGCAGAGCCUCUCUGGUACUCGAGGAAUGUGUCACCGCAUUACACCGAUUCCCACCGGAAGCUCCGAGCGGCUAUCCGCACGUACGUCGACGAGGAGAUCCUGCCGUAUGCCUUCGAGUGGGAAUCUGCAGGCAAGGUUCCAGACAAGGUUUUCAAGCGCCAUGCAGAGCUGGGCUAUGUGGGUUUGACUACUGGCUUGAAGGAUGUACGGCUUCCUGGGGAUAUACCGUAUGAUGAGUGGAAUUCCUGGCAUACUUUGAUUGUCUCGGAUGAGUUGUCACGUGUGGGGUACUCGGGAGUUUUAUGGGGCCUUGGAGGGGGAAACAGCAUUGGUGUUCCGCCUAUUGUGAACUUCGGGACAGAAGCUCAGAAAGAUAGGUUCCUCCCAGGAGUUGCAAAUGGGAGCAUCAAGUUCUGUCUUGGGAUCACUGAGCCUGAUGCCGGCUCUGAUGUAGCCAAUAUCAAGACGACUGCGGUACGGAAAGGCGAUCACUACGUCGUCAAUGGCAGCAAGAAGUGGAUCACGAACGGCAUCUGGGCCGAUUACGUUACAGCAGCUGUCCGGACAGGAGGACCCGGGGCGGCUGGUGUCUCACUCUUGAUCAUCCCUCUUAAAGUCCAAGGUGUCUCGACCCGACAAAUGUUCAAUUCUGGUGUCGGUGCUUCAGGGAGCACAUUCAUCACCUUUGAUGAUGUGCGCGUCCCAGUUGAGAAUCUGAUCAACCAAGAGAACCGUGGUUUCGAGGUCAUAAUGUCUAAUUUCAACGCAGAGAGGAAGGGUAUUGCUACUCAAUCCAUCAGAUUGAGUAGAGUGUGUGCUGAGGAUGCAUGGAAGCAUGCUUGUACGAGAGAGACAUUCGGGAAGAAAUUGAUUGAGAGUCCGAUUAUCAGGGCGAAGUUCGUCAAGAUGGGAAGGAUGAUCGAACCGGCGCAAGCAUUUCUGGAGCAAUUGACGUGGCUGAUUGAGCUGAGUAAGAAGGAUGGUGGGAAGGAUGGAGAUGGAGUAAGGAUUGGCGGCAUGACCGCUAUGCUGAAGAUUGUCAGCACGAGGUGUUUGGAGAAGUGUGUUCGGGAGGCACAGCAAGUGAUGGGAGGAUUGGGAUAUGCCAAAGGGGGGAAAGGCGGACGGAUUGAAGCCAUUUCAAGGGAUGUGAGAGUCAUGGCGGUCGGUGGGGGAAGCGAAGAAAUCAUGAGCGAGCUGGCAAUCAGAGAGGAAUCGAAAGACCUAAGAAAGUACGCAAGUACGUCCACUUCCUCGAGCAAAUUGUGAGGCCUGGAGACCUCGGAAAAUGUAUUAUCAAUCCAGGGUGCUAUUCGUCCAGUUCUGCUUCCCUGAAGAUGCGUAUCUCCCUGGUGAUAUUUGUUCCUGAACCAGAUGGCAUGUUAUGACCUUCCGUUUGAAGCAACCUUUCAAUAAUUCUUGCAACUUCUGCAGAUUCUGCACAUUGGGGAGAGUGAAACGUCAUGGUAUCAUUGGGAUUGAGCUAGGAUUUCCACCGCUUGUUGGCGAUGUCUGCAGCAGUAUGCACCUCUUGGACGACGCGAUGACCGUGAUUCAGGGGAAAAUUCCUACUUCCUAGGGAGUGGUAUGGACAGUUUCUGGGACUCGGUACCCGGGAUGCUAAAUUUGUAAUCACUAACAUUAUAUAUUAAUCAACUCUAGCGUAAUUAUAUGAUAAUCAAG
Messenger RNA from Hyaloscypha bicolor E, 2034 nucleotides. RefSeq names its product acyl-CoA dehydrogenase NM domain-like protein. The record is from RefSeq and is a predicted model, not a curated record. Gene Ontology annotation, molecular function: flavin adenine dinucleotide binding; oxidoreductase activity, acting on the CH-CH group of donors. Lineage: Eukaryota; Fungi; Ascomycota; Leotiomycetes; Helotiales; Hyaloscyphaceae. The coding region runs from base 268 to 1620 and encodes 450 amino acids. The transcript has 6 exons.